AUGCCCGAGGACGAUGACCAAAACCCUGCUUUGAGCGAGAGGGUGACCGCAAGUAAGUCCACUCAAAGCAAUAGUCCUGACAAGGCUGUUGGCAGAGAACCUUCCACGACAUCACCACCACAUCCUCCAACUCCUCAGGCUUCAGCAUCACCAGCUCCAGCGCCAAUCCCUACACUGCCCGAAAAUCAGCCAUCCACUGCAUCAGCACUCACUCCCGCCAGUACUCCCGCACCAGUGCCAAUGCCCGUGCCAGCUCCUGCACCUCUCCAACAUUCAGAAUGUGUCACACGCUCAUCUUGGAUCAAGCAAGCUGCCAAGAAACAGCAGGCACAAGAACAGGUGAUGAAGACACACAACAAGGUGAUCAAGGAAGCAUGCACACUGUGGAGACAAAUGAAGGUACAGGUGAGGACAGCUCCAGAACCUAUACCAGAGGACGCCACGGUCUCAACGAUACCUGAAGGUGACGUCGCGCAAGUCGCCUAUAUGGCAGCAUUUGGCACGGACAUGCCAAUGAAUUUCCGUGAGGCGACGAAGUGCUUGGAGGCCGAUAACUGGUGGACAGCAAUGCACGAAGAGAUCAACAUGCUGCAGAGGCGUGGUACAUGGGUACUCGAGGACUUGCCACCUGGCCGGAAAGCCAUCGGCAACCGCUGGACACACGUUAUCAAGUGUGGCCCACAAGGCGAGAUCCUACGAUACAAAGCCCGACUUGUUGCACAGGGAUUUUCACAGAUUCCCGGCAUAGACUUCAAUGACACAUUUUCCCCCACUGUUCAACUCAAAUCUCUUCGGGCAAUCUUACAUCUCACUGCCACACAUGGAUGGCAUCGUGGACAGGACGAUGUGACUGGCACGUUCUUGCACAGCAAGGUUGAUGUUAUCAUUUAUAUGCAGCAGCCUGUCGGAUUUGAUGAUGGUACUGGAUGUGUUUGUCACUUACUGCUCAGAUUGUAUGGUCUUAGACAGUCAUCCCACCUCUGGAACGAGUACAUGGAUGGCCAACUGUCAACAAUCUCAUUCCAUCGAUUGAUCUGCAAUAGUGCCAUCUAUGUUCAUCGUACAGAAACCGGUGCGAAUUCCAUCCUGGCGAUCCAUGUUGACAAUACCCUCAGCUUCUCAGACUCAGCAGAGGAGCUCGCUUCUGUCCGAAAACAGCUUCACAGUAUCUUUGAGAUGAAGGAGGAGGAUCCCAACUGGUUGAUGGGUUUCGAACUCAUUGACAAUCCCCAGGAACGUACUGUCUCCAUCUCGCACCACCAUCUGCACCUCUCAGUUCACGAUGCGCUGUCGACACCGGAGGAGAUCGCGGAGAUGAAGAAAUGGCUGUAUCGCGAACUUGUUGGUGCCCUGACCUGGAUCUCAGUCAUCUCGCAGCCUGAUGUAGUGUUUGUUAGCACGCACCUUGCGCAGUUCAACGCCAAUCCCGGCAAGAGGCAUUGGGAAGCCGCGAAAUGA
Messenger RNA from Sparassis crispa, 1458 nucleotides. RefSeq lists its product as hypothetical. The transcript is spliced from 2 exons. The coding region runs from base 1 to 1458 and encodes 485 amino acids. Lineage: Eukaryota; Fungi; Basidiomycota; Agaricomycetes; Polyporales; Sparassidaceae. The record is from RefSeq and is a predicted model, not a curated record.